AAGACUUGGUCUUCGUCUCCAUCAAUUGUUUCCUUCGCAUCUAUGAGAGGGAUUCUUCUUCCGGAAUCCCAAAUUGCACGCACCUUAGAUCAUGUUCUAGGGUUUGUGUAAAAGGUAUUUCUCGCUGCUUCGUUGGUCGAGACAUUCAGGGUGGUGAGAGAACGUAAUGAAAUCGACCAGAUUUAAAAUCGGAAUGAAGAUACCUUGGGACCGGUAUUUUACCUAUUCAUUCACUUUGUUGAUCGUUUUACCGAUUCUUCUACGCAUCAAUGUUUGCAAUGGCCAAGACUACGGGACACCGAGCGAAGAAGGGAGUUCGGAAUCGCCUCCCGAGAUGGCCAAAUGCAACGGAAUUUUCAUGAGUUAUAGCUUCAGUGGCCGCGAAAAAGAAUACCCUCAUGUCAAGAACGCUACAGCACAAUCCUGGGCAUUUAGGGCGAAUGCCAUGAUCGUUAAUGUGGGAACGGAGGAGCUCAAAGGCUGGCAGAUGUUCAUCGGAUUCCGCCACAAGGAGCUCAUCGUUUCAGCAACGGGUGCCUCGCCUAUGGACGGCGAUUUUCCCUUGGAUGCGAGCAAUGGAACAACGUUCAUUGGAUCGACCAACACAGAUUUGAAGACGUCCAUUGAAACAGCUGGUGAUUACAACCAGAUAUCCGCGAAUAUCGAGAUCGUAGGGACUCUUUUUGGGGUAAAAUUGGGCGUAACACCGAUGCCUAGUAACAUUAAGCUCAUAAACGAUGGUUGGCAAUGCCCUCCUGCGAAGAGGCGAGGAGGCAAUAUGCAUGUUUGUUGCAAGAAGAACCCCAAGUUCAAGGCCAAGACAGUGCCAAAGACGAAAUUCGCAUCAAGAAAGUACGGAGAUUUAAAUAUGGUUUAUGAUGUUCUCCAGGCAUAUGGCAACAACUACUUAGCCCAAGUGACGAUCGACAACAAUAACCCUUUAGGGAGAUUGGAUCAUUGGAAUUUAACAUGGGAAUGGAUGCGAGGGGAAUUCAUUUACUCGAUGAGAGGUGCUUUUACACAUAAGAAGGAUGCGUCUGAAUGCAUAUACAGCAAAGCGGGACAAUACUAUGGGGAUAUGGAUUUCUCUCAGGUCGCAAAUUGUCAGAAAAAACCUAGCAUUUCUGAUUUGCCACCUGAGAGAAAAGACGAUAAUGUGAUCGGGAAGUUACCUUUUUGUUGUAAGAAUGGCACCCUCUUGCCUCCUACUAUGGAUCCUUCAAAAGCUCAAUCUAUCUUCCAGUUGCAGGUUUUCAAGAUUCCUCCUGAUCUGAAUAGAACAGCGUUAUAUCCCCCGCAACACUGGAAAAUUGACGGUGUUUUAAACCCACAAUACAAAUGUGGACCACCUGUUCGAGUGGACCCGACACCGUUCCCUGAUCCGAGCGGCCUCCAAGCCACGACUUUCGCCAUGGCAAGUUGGCAAGUGGUCUGCAACAUAACCAAACCUAAGCAUCAAGCAUCGAGAUGUUGUGUCUCGUUCUCGGCUUUCUACAAUGAAUCUGCCAUCCCUUGUAACACUUGUGCUUGUGGAUGCGAUGACAUCGAUACUGACACCUGCAAUGCGAAUGCAAACCCUAUGUUGCUUCCUCCCGAUACCCUUCUCGUACCUUUUGACAACCGCACCAUAAAAGCCAAGGCUUGGGCUAAACAAAAGCAUAUGCCUAUUCCUAAGAAGCUUCCUUGCCCUGAUAAUUGCGGCGUCAGCAUAAAUUGGCAUGUGAAUACCGAUUACAGAAGCGGUUGGACAGCGAGAAUAACAAUCUUUAAUUGGAAAGAAGUUGUAUUCGAGGAUUGGUUUGCAGCUAUUGAGAUGGGAAAGUCCGGUUUAGGUUAUGAAAACGUAUAUUCCUUCAAUGGCACUCGCCUUCCGCCUAAUAAUCGAACCAUUCUAUUCCAAGGAUUGCCUGGAUUGAACUACUUGGUGGGCGAGGUGAACGGAACAGAUCCAAACAAAGAUCCACGAGUUCCGGGGAAACAACAAUCGGUUAUUUCCUUCACCAAAAAAGGCAAUGACAACCUUAAUAUCCCCGGUGGUGAUGGAUUUCCUACGAGAGUAUUCUUCAACGGAGAAGAAUGUGCGCUCCCAAAGUAUUUCCCGAAGAAAAAUGUAGGAAACAAGCAUGGAAUCAACAUCUCGACAAGCCUUGUUCUUGCAGCAGCCGUGAGUCUUGUAUUAAUGAUAAACAAUUUAUUGUACUGAUGAAGAUAAGCCAGAUUUAUGUUCCAA
This is a messenger RNA of Tarenaya hassleriana, 2230 nucleotides long. RefSeq names its product COBRA-like protein 10. The coding region runs from base 167 to 2203 and encodes 678 amino acids. The transcript has 3 exons. Gene Ontology annotation, cellular component: membrane. Lineage: Eukaryota; Viridiplantae; Streptophyta; Magnoliopsida; Brassicales; Cleomaceae. The record is from RefSeq and is a predicted model, not a curated record. Gene Ontology annotation, biological process: cellulose microfibril organization.